Molecule: messenger RNA, 666 nt
Organism: Eimeria mitis
Lineage: Eukaryota; Apicomplexa; Conoidasida; Eucoccidiorida; Eimeriidae
Exons: 5
Coding region: 1-666 (221 amino acids)
Source: RefSeq, a predicted model, not a curated record
AUGAACCAGGCCUUCAGUGGUUCUGGUCUGCAGCCAGAGGCUCUCGUUGCUGCCUACGGAUUAGCAGAGCACUGCCUCGCCGUCACCGAUCGCCGCCGCAUCAGCAGCAGCAGCAGCAGCAGCAGCAGCAGCAACAGCAGCAGCAGCAGCAGCAGUACAACAUUAGAUGUUAAAGGUGGUUCUGGUCUGCAGCCUGAGGCUCUCGUUGCUGCCUACGGGUUAGCAGAGCACUGCCUCGCCGUCACCGAUCGCCGCCGCAUCAGCAGCAGCAGCAGCAGCAACAGCAGCAGCAGCAGCAGCAGCAGCAGCAACAGCAGCAACAGCAGCAGCAGCAGCAGCAGCGGUACAACACCUUGCUGCUGCCGUCCUGCUGCUCCCCUGCUGCUCACCUUUGAUGCUGCAGAAUUCGAAAAGGGUUGGGCUGUGCCUGCUGAGGAAGCAGCAAAAGCAAAGACAAUAAAACACGUCAGCUGCGGCCCCCCCAACUACGGUGUAUACAGUAAGCAGCAGCAGCAGCAACUGCAGCAGCAACUGCAGCAGCAGCAGCAACAACAGCAGCAGCUGCGGCACCAACUGCAGCAGCAGCAGCAGCAGCAGCAACAGCAGCUGCAGCAGAACCAACAGAAGCAGAAGCAGAUGCAGAAGCAGCAGAAGCAGCAAGAAUAG